AUGAAAUUAAUGUUUUUUGUUGGAUUUGCUUGCGUGUCUGGUACGGCUUUUGCGUAUAAUUCGAGGAAAGAGGCUAAAAUAGGUACAAAAUUCACCAUAAGGCGUGGCAGUGCAGAAGACCUAAAAAUGCAGGAGAAAAUAGGAAGAAAGCGACUGGGAGACCUGGCCGAACAGCUGCUCGAGAAGUUGUUUAAAUUCAGCUGGCAAAUCAAACCAAUAUGCCAGCAGGUAAGAGACAUGUUCAUUGCUGAACAUCAAGGUUCUACCAGACAUAGACCACGAGCAUACUACGCAAGACCAGAUUCAACGCACAUCACGAAGUACCUGUUUGAGAAGGGGAAAAGCGAUCGAGAAGCACUCACAGAGAGCAUCGAAAAUGCAGUUAAAAAUAUCUGUAAUCCUAAAACGUACUACAUAACGAUAGACGGCAAUGAAUACGUCAAUUAUUGCUAUCCAUUACCUCGCAUUGAUUAUGUGAAAGGCUUCAAACUCGAUCACAAACUGGUUACCGAGGAAAUAAGGGAUUACGCGAUAUUUACACGUACAUUUGCAUUGACGAUGCUUAUAGGCGGUAUGGUAAGUGAUGAAUCAUUGUUGGCACAGCUCUCCGAGUACGAGCUUGAGAUCAAGGAUUUGGUUAAUCAAAUGGCACAGGAUCGAUCAUCAGAUUGUGAGAUUUUCGUGUCUGAAAAAAUGUUUGAUUCAUGUUACUUAUCAUACAGUUGGAUACUGGAGAUUUUCGACAGUAUGCGCUCCUUGUGUUCCAGCGAAAACAGUCGAUUAAAAGCCUUUAUCGGUAAAAUCAGAUCAACAGAAACUACCGACAAAGAAUUGCUGGGCUUGCUCUGCGUUGACGUUGAAAUGAACAGGCCCAGGGUUAAGGAAGUUCUUGCCAAACUUCGGAAUGAACACGGCGUGACUGCACAAUAGCAACCGAUACACCCGGAUCAAUGCAGCAAUUGCUCCGACAGAAAAUCUGUUUCGUUAAUUUCUAUGCCUGGCGCACCACCCCAACCACAGAACAACACGUGCUACGUGUAUUUACACCAAGUAGAAGUAAUUAAACGGUUCAACGUGAAGUUCAGCUGGGCAGUUGCUACUCUUAUGUAUCAGCUAGUACGUAAUAUUCCACUCUUUGUGCUAAAAACACGCCCAUUUGCUGUGUCGCAUGCAAUAUCUCAGAGCAAAUGCACUUUUUUCGUUGUGAAUGAUUUUUUCAUCUGUUUCGCUUUAUAGAAAUGCUCCAUGUACAAAAUCGCACGAACACAGUACGAUGUAUUGCAAUUUUGCAGUGGACCAGACAGGCUAACCUUAAUUUGUGCGAUGCCUCUUUUCUCAGCAACAACCUAAGGAAUCUGCUCGGAGCUUUCUAAAAUAAGGAUUUCUACAAGCUAGCACGGGUAGCGUAUUUUGGAUAGUUUUGAGCGGCUAUGGAAAUGUUGCAGUUUGGUGCUGCAGACCAAAUUGAGCUGAGCGUAUUCAGUCCGUUUAAUGUGUCCUCUGCAUCGCCAUGGAUGCAUUCAUAAAUUAAGCAAUGAAUUGCUGAUUUGAUUCCUUGGGAAAACCUGUUUUCUAAGAUUAGCAAAAAAAUGGCUAGUAAUAAAUACCUUAAGAUUUGGCACAGGAGCAUUUGCAAAAUACGAUUGGUAUGUAAAAUA
Molecule: messenger RNA, 1658 nt
Organism: Vavraia culicis subsp. floridensis
Lineage: Eukaryota; Fungi; Microsporidia; Pleistophoridae
Exons: 1
Coding region: 1-930 (309 amino acids)
Source: RefSeq, a predicted model, not a curated record